AUGGUUUCAAGUGAAGAAGAAGCAGAUGUAAAACCAGGUGAAACAGUUGAAUGGGACGUUGACAUGGAAAUACAGUUAUUCUAUGCGAUGGCAAACCAUAAGCCGGUUGGAAUAAGCAAACAUUUCCAAAUGGCUUGUAUAUGGGAAAAGUUGUCAAACUCAAUAACUAAAGAGAUAUCUACGCAUGAUAUUUGGCGGCAUUUGGACACACUCUAUGAUAUGACUAUGUUAGAUGAUACAGAACCAAUACCUUUUCCAAAUCAGGAGACACCUUUUAGUUUGCCGGAAAGCGAGUUUGGUACAUUAAUGAAACAAAAAUGCAAAGAGACUAUUGUAGCUGAUGAUAGUGAAGAUGGUAGGAGUCCUUCACCCAAAACAUCUACACCUCGAAGCAACUCUAGAGGCACAGCAUCAAAGGAUAGUACACCAAAAGGUCGUAAAGAUAGCAUAGGUGCCCUUGCAACAAAGACUAGGAAAGAAAGUGGAAGUUCUCAUGCCUCAACUGACACACCAAGUAUUAAAUCAGAAAAAGAAUAUGGCAAGAGGAGAGAUUCACGGGAUUCUAAUGCUUCUGGUCCAAGAGACAAUUCAUCAAGCAGAAAAUCUAUAUCACAGAGAGAUAAACCAGCAAAAUCUAAAAUUACUUCUGUUGCAGCAUGGGAUUCCCCAUUAAUAGACGAAGAUGGUGGAUCACGACGUGGGCGUCGACGCGCCAACACCUCAACCCCACCUGCAACUACCCCAGCAAAGCGUAGACGAAUG
Messenger RNA from Brenthis ino (lesser marbled fritillary), 762 nucleotides. NCBI's taxonomy places the organism in Eukaryota, Metazoa, Arthropoda, Insecta, Lepidoptera, Nymphalidae. The record is from the annotation of a GenBank genome assembly.